Molecule: messenger RNA, 2256 nt
Organism: Botrytis fragariae
Lineage: Eukaryota; Fungi; Ascomycota; Leotiomycetes; Helotiales; Sclerotiniaceae
Product: putative fha domain-containing protein
Exons: 2
Coding region: 1-2256 (751 amino acids)
Cellular component (GO): cytoplasm
Molecular function (GO): protein binding
Source: RefSeq, a predicted model, not a curated record
AUGACGGCAGUCGCAAAUCCACCAAGUUUCCAGCAGAUCAACAGGUCGGCAUGGGGAUCUAGUGUUAACCAAGGAGGAAUGAAUGCUAUUAACGGCGACGAAGUGGGCAGAAUGUUUAUGCCACGAAAAAGUGCUCAGCGUGCCAACUCAUCCUCGUCAAUAACUUCAUUAUCUUCAAUUUCUUCCACUUCAUCCAACUCGACGGUAUCGCAACAGACCCCGCAGACUAAUGGCGUACCGAUGACCUCGUCUAAUGAAUCAAAUAAUUGGGGAACGGCAGCGGCACGAAAGAAGGUCCCAAGAGUGCAACCGCCAUGGACCAAUAAAUCAGACUCGGCACCUGGUUCACACACGACACGACAACCUCCAUCGGCCUUGACAAAUGGAAAUUCUGGUUCAUCUAUGACUCCAUUGCAUCAGCCGGCUCCCAUGGUACCAUCCCAACAUGUUACACCAAAUGGAUCACAGCAGAUCAGACCCCAGGGCCAACCUACUGAAGGGGAGCCAAUGCUUUACUUGUUAUCCAUGAACGGCACCUUUGAUCACAAGAGGAUAUCGGUACCCUUCUAUCCGGAUAGCUUGAGAAUCGGGCGUCAGACAAAUGCUAAAACAGUACCAUCGCCUGCGAAUGGAUUUUUUGAUUCGAAGGUACUUUCGAGACAACAUGCAGAGAUUUGGGCAGAUCGUAGUGGGAAGAUCUGGAUUCGAGAUGUCAAAUCAUCAAACGGUACUUUCGUCAACGGAGCGCGCUUAUCGGCCGAAAACAAGGACUCAGAUCCGCAUGAGUUGCAGUCGCAAGACCAUCUCGAGCUUGGUAUAGAUAUUGUUAGCGAAGAUCAAAAGACUGUUGUACAUCACAAAGUCGCUGCGAAAGUCGAACAUGCAGGUUUUGCGGGCUCAACUAAUAAUGUUCUGGAUAUGAGUUUCGGUGAUUUGAAUCCUGCUAAUGGAUCAAUGAUGUUACCGUCUCAAGGCCCCAUGAUGAGGGGAAGAACUGGAAGCCAAAGCUCAAUAGGCAGUAAUGGUCGUGUGGGAUUACCGGGUAGCGUAGCUGGGAGUCAAAUGAGCGUGAUGGGUCAGCAACGCCCGAUGAAUUUCUGGUUAACGCCCGUUACAACAGAGCAGAUAGUGAAGAGGCUUUCUCACGAGAUGCGAACAGCCCGAUUGCAAAACUCCGACCUUGGGCGUGCAGACAACUUCUUUGGUGGCCUGUUAUCGAAGGAUAAUGUGAAAGAACUCGAGAGUGCUCCAAAUGUAGAACUAAAGCCUGCAGCAAACGGUUCCGCUUUAUCUUUUAGGGCUGAAGGAAAACCUCGAUUUUCUGAUCCUCCGGCGCCGCCGCCCCAACAACCUCUUCCUGAAAAGCCAGAUGUUGCCCGUUCUCAUAACUUUGAUCCCUCAUCACCUACUGCCUCUUUAAGAAGAUCCAAUACCGAAAAGCAGAGGUCUUUAGCGAAUGGUUCUCCUGUAAGAGAAGUCAGUAGUCAAAUAAUUACGUUGGUGGAGGCAUUGGCAUCGGCAAAGAAAGAGAUCGAUUCUCAAAGUGCUCGAAUGCGGGACUUGGAGGAAAUGCUUCAAAAGGAACGACAAGCACGAGAAACGGCGGAGGAAAUGGCUAAACGAUUGGAGCUCCAAACACCGGACAAAACCUUGAACGGAAGUGCCAGAUCUGGGAUGGAAGGUUUAAUACUCGAAGAUGCUUUUGAGCCACCCUCAGAUGAUAUUUCAUCACAAGAGAAAGCCAAUAUACAAGUUGACGCUACUGGUAUUGCCGACUCAUCUCGUCUGUUGGAACAGCGCCUUGAAAUUAUGGUUUCUGAUAUGCAGGAGUUGCGAUCCCAAAUGGAGUCAUAUAAGAAAAGAGCAGAAAGCGCCGAGGGGGAGAGGGAUACCGACCGAAAAACCUUAGCAGAGAUGAUUGAAAAAAUUCGCUCGGAUGAGCAACUGAGAGAACUAUCUUCCGACCGAUCCCGAUCUCCAUCGAAGCAGGCUUUUGAAAAACAUAUCAACGGGACUGUGAAUGGAGGUGAUCUGGCACUGCAUCCCAUAAGACGACCAAAUGGUAUGAAACAUACCUUAUCAGAAAAUGAUGAUCUUCAUGCAUCGCUCACACGUGCGAUCGCUUCAAAGAAUGUCAAACACGAUCCUUUAUUAUACCACUCGACACCUUAUGUCUCGAUGCUUGGCGUUGUCAUGGUUGGUAUGGGGUUGAUGGCAUAUCUCAACGGUUGGUCACCACCAAAAGCGGACCAAUAA